Messenger RNA from Acytostelium subglobosum LB1, 576 nucleotides. RefSeq lists its product as hypothetical. Gene Ontology annotation, cellular component: Ctf18 RFC-like complex. Gene Ontology annotation, biological process: mitotic sister chromatid cohesion. NCBI's taxonomy places the organism in Eukaryota, Evosea, Eumycetozoa, Acytosteliales, Acytosteliaceae. The transcript has 2 exons. The record is from RefSeq and is a predicted model, not a curated record. The coding region runs from base 1 to 576 and encodes 191 amino acids.
AUGAAUAUAAUAAUCAACAAUCAUAACAAUAGUAAUGGAAACGCACCAUCAUAUACUAUAUUAGAGUUUCAAGGUUGCUUUGAGGAUACCAAUCCUUCAAAGCUAGCCAAUGAAACAUUGGGUGAUCUGACACUCAAGGGCAAGGAUACAUACCAACUUGUUAUUGGCAAUCAAGUAUUUGAGGGUAAAGAGACAAAGUUAAAGAAGCCAUUAUUGAUCAUACAGCAACAACAACAACAGCAGAAACAAGAUAUUAGUGAUAAUGAUAAUGGUGAUGAUAGUAAUAUGCAAGAUGAUACAAUAACAACGACAUCAACAAUAAUAGCACCAACAAAAGAAGUAGAGUAUCAAGUUAAAGCAACAGUUUAUAGUAAGAUAUGUUUCACAUCGAGGCCUGCCACAACAAUACCUCAACAAUCAGUAAAGUAUGGAUCACCUCAACAAAGGCGAUCUCCAUCUUCAUCACCUCAGACUACACCCGACAAGACAUCAUCAUCCGCACCUGCUAGUGUCGAUCAGUCAUCAUCAACAGACAACAACAAUGACACACCUAUACCUCAACCAAAGUUUACAUAA